Molecule: messenger RNA, 1482 nt
Organism: Paraphaeosphaeria sporulosa
Lineage: Eukaryota; Fungi; Ascomycota; Dothideomycetes; Pleosporales; Didymosphaeriaceae
Exons: 1
Coding region: 1-1482 (493 amino acids)
Source: RefSeq, a predicted model, not a curated record
AUGGACUCGUCGCCCCUCUCUCUUCCAGUAUUUGUCCGUGCAAUCACACCUACACCCUCAAUUGCUCGUACAAUUAGACCUACACCCGCAUAUGCUCGUACUGUCACACCUGCGCCCGCAUCUGUACCUACGGCCGUGCCUGCGCCCGACGUCGACUUCGACGUCGACCACCUCCCACAGCACACAAGGCCCUCUCGCAUCAAAGUCAAGGAGCUUCCCGACACAGAGCGUCAGCGCGCCGAAACCACCGCCAGCCACCUCUUCACAAACUUCGACGACGCCCGCAUCCGUACCGCCCUCGUACACAUCAUCCAAGUCCGCGACGAGUCCCACAUACGCCCCAAACGUGGAGACCGCACGGGAUGGGCAGUUCUCCAGGUCGAAAAGCGCCAACAGCGCGAGACCAUGCCCACGGAAAGACGCGCAGACGCAGACAUACUGUCACGUCCACCGCCGCGCCUCGCGGUCAGCGCGCCUGUCAUACUCAAGGACUCACUUGUAUGGCCCGUGCCUGGGAGUCCUAUGGGGAACGCGUGGUCUGGCGAGCAUUUCUGGAAGCCGGAGUUCUGCGAGUCGGUGCCUGCGAGUCCGAUGUGGGAAGAAGGUGGAUGUGCGCACAGCGAUGCCGCGCGCCAGAGCUAUUAUGACUCUGUGGUCGCGGAUGUGGAGAAGUGCGCGCUCGAGGUCAAGGCUGAUACUAUGCAGGGCGACGAGCAGAUGUCGGGCGCGGAGUGCGAUGUUAUCGCCGCGAUGACGGUGCUGGAAGAAAUGAAGGCGGGCUUCGGUGAAGACGACUGGCCUGUACCAGGCGAUGUUCUUGCCAAAACCAAAGAAUUCUGUCAAGAAGAGAAGAAGGCGCUUGAGUUGAGCCCGAUCCGUGACCUUGCAGACAUGCAGGAAUCGUAUAACUGGCUGAGCUUCGAGCAGAGCUCGCUACAGCCGUUGACGAAGCUCGAUGAGGUGCGUGGCAGACUGAAGAUGAUCAAGGAGACGAAGAGGAACUCGGGAAUUGAGCCUUCGGAGCGGGUAUACCACCUUGUCUACGCUGUGCAAAUCCUAGAAGAGAAGAUCAGAACUCUGAAGCUACACGACAUCUAUGCCGACAACAGCGAUGACGACAUGAUGGAAUAUGGGAAUUUUCUGAAAAGCCUAGCGGAAGUCCUGCCGCUUGCGGAAGAGUGUGGCAGCAGUAUCGCGAGCUAUUCGUCAGACAGCGAGCUCGAGGAGAGGAGAGAUCUGAAAAGAGAGAUGUCAGAAAUCGGGCUUGAAAAGAUGAAAGCUGUGAGAAUGGACGUAUUAUCAAACGGGCUCGCAAAGAGGAGAGAUCUGAGGAAAGAGGUCUCGGAGGGCGGACUAGAGCGGAGAAGACUGCGAGGAAAAGCGCCGAGCACGCUCGAUCUUGAAUCGUGGGCUUCGAGUCUGAAAGUACUCGACAACAAGAAGAAAGCUGAUGGGUUUAGGGACGAGGGUCUGUUCUUCUGA